Messenger RNA from Acanthoscelides obtectus, 515 nucleotides. The record is from the annotation of a GenBank genome assembly. Lineage: Eukaryota; Metazoa; Arthropoda; Insecta; Coleoptera; Chrysomelidae.
CGAGAGUGUAGCCGAGAGUCCAGGGACGUCGAUUCGUCAUCGCGCUCAAGAACUGGACAUUAAAACGGCCACUCUAUAGCGUAUUCUAACGAAAGAUAUACUCCUGCAUGCCUACAAAGUCCAACUGUUGCAACAGCUUAUGCCAACAGAACAUGCGCAGCGAAGAGAGUUCAGCAAUUGGAUGCUUGGCCAGCAGGAUGUGAAUGGUGCUUUUGUAGACAUCAUUUUUAGCGAUGAGGCCUAUUUUCAACUCGAUGGUUUCGUCAAGCAAAACUGCCGCAUUUGGGGCACGGAGAAUCCAAGAGUAAUGCAUGCGAGAGCUAUGCAUCCAAAACUUGGCAAUGUUUGGUGUGCACUAUGGUCUGGAGGAAUUAAUGGACCGUUUUUCUUUGAGGACGAGGCAGCAUGUUGCCAUAUACCAUACUGUUCGUGAAACAUUGACAGUUUUGCACGAGUUUGCUCCUGGUCUAGUCAUCUCCCGGUUUGGUGACCAGAAUUGGCCGCCACGCUCUUGC